UUACUUAAAAAAAACGUACAAAAGCUGCCAGUCAUUCAAAUUCCAUUUUUAAAAACAGGUAAAAUAUAUCAUAUGUCAAGUGCAUUAACUUGCCCACACAAUUCUCGCAAAUCUUGACUUCCGCGCUUGUAGGGCACUAUUCGCCUGGCAGUCGGUACAUUGUAGACUGUAGUGUUUUUUCAUUCGUAAACAAAGUUGACAGGAGUGCGGUCGCGUCGUGGCUAUCUUUGUUGUGAAAUUGUUUUAAUCAUGGCGACACAAGAAACAAGUAACAAGAAUGGAGCCGCACAGACACUGAUCUCAAACGCACCUUGGACUGAUGAACAAGGUAUAGUGAUGAAGGUGUACCAAGGCGUGGCGCUGGCGCUGGAGAUCCUGGUGCUUUACAUCAAGAUGACGCUCACCUGGUUCCACUGCCUCUAUCAGUUCUUCGUGCCGCAGGAGCCCAAGAGCGUCAGCGGGGAGAUAAUUCUCAUAACGGGCGCAGGGCACGGCAUGGGCCGUGAGACGGCGAUGCGGUUCGCGCGACUAGGCGGGAUCAUCGUAUGCGUGGACAUCAACCCAGCAGGCAAUCAGGAGACAGUCGACAUGAUCAAGGAGAACAAGGGGAAGGCACAUAGAUACGAAUGCGACGUGACAGAUCGGGACGCUGUGAAUGCAUUGGCAGAGAAAAUCAGGAGGGAGGUGGGCGAGGUGACGAUGCUGGUGAACAAUGCUGGUAUCAUGCCCUGCAAGCCGCUUCUGCAGCAGUCUGUCAAGGAGAUCCGCUCCACGUUCGACGUCAAUAUCUUGGCUCAUUUGUGGCUCUUGCAAGCCUUCCUGCCUUCGAUGAUGGAGCGGAAUCACGGGCACAUAGUAGCGAUGUCGUCGAUGGCUGGCGUGGUCGGCUUGCGCAACCUGGUGCCCUACUGCGCCACCAAGUUCGCAGUCAAGGGUCUGAUGGAGGCGCUGCAUGAGGAACUUAGGGAGGAUCCUAGAGAUUUUAGUGGAAUAAAAUUCACGGUGAUCUACCCGUACAUAGUGGACACGGGGCUGUGCAAGAACCCCAAGAUCAAGUUCCCGUCGCUGAUGAAGAUCCUGACGCCGCAGGAGGCGUCCGACAGCAUCGUGGACGCCGUACGCAGGAACUACUUCGAGAUCACCAUACCUAGCUCGCUUUACUACAUCAAUACGAUCUGCAGAUUGUUCCCCCGUGCUGUACCGAUAUAUCUGAAAGAUUUCUUGGACUCUGGACUGGAGGCGCAUACGUAAAAUUCUAGAAGAAUCUAUAUAAUGUAAUGCCUUGUAAUUAAUGUACGCUUGAAGAUAGAAUUGCGGCUAAUAUUACAAAAUAGAGUUAAAUGAAAUUGCUACUUGAUAACUUUAGAUGACCAUCAAUUUAGGUAAUGUGUUAGGUACAUCACAUUUUGACGGUUUUCUAAGUUGGGUUUUUUCGAAAACAUACGGUUAAUCUUGAAUACUGCAUCGCACAAAAUAAAUUGUCCAUUUUCAAUAUGAAAUGUUGGAUACAACAUAUAAUGCCAAUGCAAAUAUGACCGACUGUCAAUGCAUUAAGUUAGGAAAAUAAAAAAAUAAAAUGUCUAUUUUGUAACAUUAGUGUUUUUGAUAAUUUUUGUAAAUACUUUAUGGUUAAUUACAAAAAAAUAUCACGGUUUUAAUUGUAAUUGUAUUUUUAUAAUAUGAGUUUACAAUUUAGGAAGAUACUUUCUACUAUGAGUUUGAUUGAGGUCACUCUGAAAUUAAAAUGUUGCGUUGGUACUUGAAAGUUUUGGAGACAUUUUAAAUAAAUUGAUAUUUCAAACUUAACUAGGUAUAUAAUAAUUUCAAGUAUACAUUAAAGAAUCUCGCGAUAGUUUCUUUUAGUUUUAAAGCUAAUAGGGCAUAGAAUAUAAAAUCUUUUUCCAUGCAUAUAGAUACUACUUAGUGCAUCCUUCAUUGUUUUAGCGGGUAUUGCUAGUGGUAGAUUUUAUUUCCGCCCGGAUAACCAUCGUACACAAGUUAUUAAAACCCGCCAUAAUGGCCCACGAAAGUGUCGCGUUCCGGGGUCAGCCUGUGUAUAUACCGUACCAACAGGCCGGCAUAAUAGUGUCGACUGUCGAGGGGUAAUCAUCUCUCGUCAGUCGACAUACUAUUGGACCCUACUACAUUUACCAUCAGAUGUAGUGGAGUAACUUUUCAGUGUCCGUACAGAAAAAACUUCUUCAUUGUAUCGUCAUAUUAAGAAAAUGAAAAUUUCUUUUAGACAUGCCACAUUUUCUGUUUGUUUAAAAGAAAUUUUUACGAAACAAUUUAUUUAAAUACAUAAAAUAUCAUCGGGAAAUCUCUGAUGGUUAGUUUUUAAAGUCGACUUUUUUAUAAAUAAUUCCACUAGGUGAUAAGGUUGUCUGAAGUUAAGGAUGAAUGAGAUUUAUCAUUCUUCCAUCUUGCCUGAUAACUUAUGCUUGCGAUUUGUUUUUUUAGAUUUUUAUUUAUAAAACGUUGUUUUUUUUUCUUUAUUAAAAUGUCAACUUAUAAACUAUAGGUAAACUUAGAAGAAAUUCAAUUCUCUAUUUCAUAAUGAUAACUUGAAACUAUCAAGACAUCGUCAAGGACUUUUUUUAUAAACUUUCCUUUAAGUAUUUUUGUAUUACAAUUUAAAUCGAUGUUGUUUUUGAUAAGUUUAGACCUGUUUUUAAUUUAUUUGAAGUACCUUAAUAAGAAUUUCAACAACAAAUAUGUUAUAAUUUUUAAAAAAGAGACUUACAUUAGUAAUAUUUUCAAUUAAUAAACUACAGAACUUGAUAUCUUUUUCAAGUAUCAAAGUGUAUUAUAUCUAUCACAUCUUACAAGGUAAAAUGAACUAGAUACUAACUUGUUUUAGGGCGAUUUUAUAUCCUGGUCAUUUGAGUAAUCCACUCGUUUGCAAUCAUGGACUAUAAUCAAAAAUGUUUAUUCGUUUCUAAAUUUCAAAAUUUAGUUCGAAAUUCAAAUAUUAAACGCCCGUUCCAAAUUUAGGAUAUCACAGCGUAGUUUUUUUUUUAAACAAUGAUGAAAAAGGUAGGUUUGAAUUUCUGCAUUAUUCCUUUGUACGCAGAAAGUAGUCUUUACAUGCAUUUCAUUUUAUCCUUUUUUUUUCUUGUCAUGUGCCAUCGAUAUCCAUCAUCCUGCUACACAAAACAUAAUUUUUUUGCCAUGUGUGUCUGUUUAUGGUUGUGAUAAUAAUGUAAUGUGAUUUGUGUACUUUUGUAUGGAGUUCAGAAUAAAGAAUAUUUUAUAA
Manduca sexta (tobacco hornworm) is the source of this 3256-nucleotide messenger RNA. Its product is annotated as 17-beta-hydroxysteroid dehydrogenase 13. Bases 250 to 1251 code for a protein of 333 amino acids. Gene Ontology annotation, molecular function: oxidoreductase activity, acting on the CH-OH group of donors, NAD or NADP as acceptor. The record is from RefSeq and is a predicted model, not a curated record. The transcript has 8 exons. Gene Ontology annotation, cellular component: lipid droplet. Lineage: Eukaryota; Metazoa; Arthropoda; Insecta; Lepidoptera; Sphingidae.